AUGGAUUCUAAUGAGCUCAUAUUAGACUCAGAGCUUGAUAGAACCUCAGAGGCAAGAGGGAGUUCGCUUGAACAGGAGUCUCUAUGGACCAAACUGCAUAAUCAUGCUUACCUAACGUUUAUGUUCAUAGGUAUCGGACUUCUAUGGCCUUGGAACUGUAUACUGAGUGCUUCAGUUUACUUUAAGCAUGAUGUCUUUCAUGAUACUACACUUUGGGCCAAGAUAUUCACUAGUUCGAUGAUGACCGUUUCAACCCUAUCGUCAAUGCUCUUCAACAUAUGGCUGUCGAGAAGACAGCAUAGUUAUUCACAGAGAGUUACAAGAGGUUUGUUUUGGGAAAUUGUUGUCUUCUUCGCAUUGGGAGUCGUCACAUUGAUGCACACGCUAGUUCCCCUGUGGUUAACCUUUGCGUUCGUGUUAACGUUGGUCGCCGUCAGCUCCGUGGCCACCGCUAUGACGCAAAAUGGCGCCAUGGCCAUUGCCAACGUCUACGGUUCCGAGUAUAGCCAGGCGGUUAUGGUAGGACAAGCAAUUGCGGGCGUCUUACCUUCAAUAGUGUUGCUUGUCAUAUCAUUCUUCAGUGAUCCUUCCAAGCAAAGUGUCAGUGGAAUCCUAAUGUACUUCCUAACAACAGCCAUUGUUGCCAUAAUCGCAGUGAUUCUUUACCGGGUUAAUAAGAUAGAUGCAAGAUUGAACAGCACAAAAUCCACAGCGCUCGUGACGCAUACGAUCCCGUUCAGCACUUUGUUCAGGAAACUAAAGUAUCUAGUACUGUCCAUUUUCACUACCUUCGUAGUGACUUUGAUAUUUCCCGUCUUUGCAGCUAACAUCCCGGUCAAGGGCCUGCCGCUAUCGGACUCACAAUUCUCGCCGCUUAUAUUCUCUGUUUGGAAUCUAGGUGAUUUGCAUGGUAGAGUUCUAGCCGACUGGCCCAUGUUCAGGAGUCGCCGCUUUAGCCCCUUCAAGACGUUCGUUUACUCGCUAUGCCGCUUGCUGUUCGUUCCUAUAUUCUUCUAUUUCAGCAUGAAUACUAGUUCCGCAGCUUUGCUUGCCAUCCUACAGGAUUUGGGGUAUGCUUUAUUACAAUACGGCUUCGGACUCACCAAUGGACAUGUCAUAUCCAUCAGUUUCAUGAAGGUGCCAGAACAGUUGGCCAGCGACGACGAAAGAGAGGCUGCUGGUGGAUUUACAAACAUUUUCGUCUCGACAGGUCUGACUCUCGGAAGCGUUGUCAGCUAUCUCUUCGUCUUCGCCAUCGGCUCGUUUAAGAAAUGA
Molecule: messenger RNA, 1275 nt
Organism: Torulaspora globosa
Lineage: Eukaryota; Fungi; Ascomycota; Saccharomycetes; Saccharomycetales; Saccharomycetaceae
Gene: FUN26
Product: nucleoside transmembrane transporter FUN26
Exons: 1
Coding region: 1-1275 (424 amino acids)
Biological process (GO): nucleoside transmembrane transport
Cellular component (GO): fungal-type vacuole membrane; plasma membrane
Molecular function (GO): nucleobase transmembrane transporter activity; nicotinamide riboside transmembrane transporter activity
Source: RefSeq, a predicted model, not a curated record